Molecule: messenger RNA, 710 nt
Organism: Psammomys obesus (fat sand rat)
Lineage: Eukaryota; Metazoa; Chordata; Mammalia; Rodentia; Muridae
Exons: 4
Coding region: 1-660 (219 amino acids)
Molecular function (GO): peroxiredoxin activity
Source: RefSeq, a predicted model, not a curated record
AUGACCCUGAAUUCUUACCCUUCUAAGGAUGAGCAAGAAAAGAAUUCCAAACCCAUUGGCCGUUACCCUGUUCCUUAUAAGAAGGACCUGCCCUUUGACAUUGUAGAGCUCAUGGAUGAGGUGGAGAGACAGAUAGGAUUUUUACCAAAUAUAUUUAAAGUGUUAUCUUACCGGCCAUUGGAAUUCCGAGCUUUCUUUGCUUAUUACAAUGCCAUCUAUAACAAAGAAACAGGUGGACUCAGCAAAGCUGACAAGGAACUCAUCAUCAUAGUGACCAGCUUGAGUGAAAGGUGCCUAUACAACGUGGUUGUCCACAGUGCCAUGUACAGGUUCUACUCGAAAAACCCGGUACUCUCUGAGCAGGUCUGUAUAAACUGGAGAAAGUCUGACCUCCCUGCACGAGAAAAAGCAAUGGUAGAGUUUGCACUUGCUGUUUCCCAGGCUGAUGAAAUAACAGAUGAGCAUUUCAAAAAGCUUGAAAUGCACGGCUUCAACAGAGAAGAUGCCUGGGACAUCGCUACCAUUACAGCUUUCUAUGCUAUGGCCAACCGCUUUGUUCAUUUUAUCGACAUCAUUCCUAAUAGGGGAUUCUAUUCAGUGGGCAGAAACAAUGAUACUAAACAGACUGAGAAUGAAAGUACUGCUCCAAAAAUAUGUUAGCCUGACAGGAAAGGCCAGUGUUUAUCGUUUCACUUAUGUUGCACUGGAAG